AGUGCAUCGUGUGUGCUGUGCACAGAGCGGAACAGAAUGGUAUUAAGAACAUGGACGCGCGGUUGAACAUGUUAAAGUCGCUCAAUAGCGGAGCGAAAGAUUUACCCUUACCGCCUUUACCGCCCACGGUUAUCCAGGCGAGCGCAAUGGCGACCGAGAGCGGGGUUGGUAAUGCCGUGUCCACGAGCGCCAGCGCAUCCGGAAAUUGCACUACCGUCGUCUACGCGUUUCCGGAGGAUCACUUAGUGGUGGGAUAUCUGAAUGAGUGGAUCAAUGCCUACUCCUUCAUAACGAACAACCGAGAAAAGUUCUACCUCUACAUUAUUGUAUCGGUCAGCGCCGGUAUCCUGCUCUUUCUGGGAUUGGUUAUCGGCCGCCUGUUAAUCAGCCGGCAUCGCGCCAAGAGGGACGCAAAGUUCCACGCGAAUAACGAGACCCUCCCGAAUGGAUUCACCGACGAUAUUUCCGAGAUUGAUGCCGACAUCGAUCUCACCACGUCGGUCGCAGUACCGUUGCAGGACGCAAGGUUGCCCGAAACUCAGUUGGCCGAGAGACUUCACGGCGAACGUUACUACGCCGACACGAGGAUACCUCUGUCGCCGACAAGUAUCCAACCAGGAGUACACGCCACGUCGGUAUCCCACGCAACCAACACGGGGAUGCGCGUCGAUCUUGGGAACCACAUGGUUGGCACGGAUAAUCUUCACACGAUCCUCCGCACGGAUAAUCCCCGGAACCUCAACAGCAAAAGCUAUUACUAUGGCUGACAAGAGGAAGGGGUUGUCCCGCGCGAGGGACGACCCCCGUCCUUGAGCCCGGUGCCGGAAGUUAGCACGCGAAAAUAUUGCUUUUAAUUAAUUGACUGAACGGAACGGCAGAGACCGGGCAUGCCGCGCCAAGCCGCUGUAAAUUACGUUGAAGACGUUAAAAACAAGCUAUCAUUUGUUGCGCCGAACUGCGAUACAUAAUUGUGACAGUGCGAUCUCAGAUUUUUGUCAGUCGUCAGACGCCAAUUGUGAGUGUCUGUCGAUGUUUGUUAAAAUAGACUUGUAUAUCUGUAAACGUGUCGUCCAUUCCGAGAAUUUGAGAAAAAAAAUUCUCGAUUAGAAAUGUAUAAUCUAUCAUCAGCAAAGAUGGUGUGGGAAA
Wasmannia auropunctata (little fire ant) is the source of this 1146-nucleotide messenger RNA. RefSeq lists its product as uncharacterized. The coding region runs from base 51 to 767 and encodes 238 amino acids. The record is from RefSeq and is a predicted model, not a curated record. Lineage: Eukaryota; Metazoa; Arthropoda; Insecta; Hymenoptera; Formicidae. The transcript is spliced from 4 exons.